UCCCUCCAUUGGACCACCGCCGCCACCCACCGUCCCGCCGAUCCCGCCGCGACCUCCCCUCCCCUCCCACCUCAAGCCGCUCCUCCUCGCCGCCGCCACCCACCGUCCCGUCUGACCUCGCCGCCGCCACCCACCGCCCCGUCUGACCUCGUCGCCGGCCGCUGCUCCCGCUCUCUCCUCCCCCCACACCUGCCGCCCCCUCCCUCUCCUCCUCCCAUCAGAAGAGAAGAGGGAUCUCGCGCGGAUCGCCAGGGCAUCGAUCUGGACCUUCGUCUGCACGAGGGGACGGCUGCGUCUCGUCCUCGUCCCACCUCAGGCGGGGUCCAGAUCGAGCCGGACUCGCGUCGUCGUCAAGAGCCGACCUCGACGGAGAUGAGAGGAACCCUUCUUCCUCCGUCUUCCUUCGACCUCGACCUCGGCAUGUCGCUCCCCAGCUACUCCGACUCCGCCAAGGUCGCCUACGUCCUCCAGGGUAUGCGCCAACGACCGAUCCCCUCUUGCGCUCGCGCGUCGUCUGUUUAUUGUUUCGCUCGGAGUUCGAUCGAUCAGAACUGUUUGGUGAUGGUCUGUGCGGGACAAUCAAAUUUUGGGUAGUAGAUCCUCGCGGGUCAAUCGAACUUGUUGGUCAAUCUAGUUUAGACCCGACAGCUGCCCUGAUGUCUGCCAUUUACGAGGAGAACAAGGACGAGGACGGCUUCCUCUACAUGACCUACAGCGGCGAGAACACCUUCGGAUUGCUCUAGAUGGCGCUGGCUGCCACGGCAAUCGCUCUGAAUGCCUCCUGUAAAUAAGGCGUGCCAAUCAACUGUGUAUAUAUUCCGGUUUGCCUCGUCGUAGGAUCUUUAAAUUGCACAACCAAGAAAAAUCUAUUCGUGUCCUGACUUAUCCUAUUUGAAUGUUCUGACUUAUAUAUUAUAUAUCAAGUAAUUGACUCUGAAAUACAAUAAAAUCUACUGCUCCUGCGUUCAUGCAUGCCGGUGUGGUUAUUUGUUCACUGCUAUUGAUGCAAUGUUUCAUAGAUCAGUGUAUAUCUCAACGUUGCCAGUAAUAAAUCCGGGCGCUGUUGCGUUGUAAUUCCUUGACUAAGGUUGCCGACAGCACGCGGGCCUUCUGUCUCCAGACCAUGAGCCUGGACUGGUGGUGACUUCUGCUCCGUUUAGGUUCUGUUGACUGGUGGUGUUGCAAUGCAGCGCGAGAGGGUGUCAGGACGCCGCAGUGGUGAUCCUGGUUCUUCUCAUCACCAUUGUUCUAGCCUAUGGGCAAGAAGUGAAUUGCAUACCUAUGGUUAUCCAAAGACAAAAUAUUGCAAACAGAAUCCUGCAAUUCAUUUUCCAAAACUUCAGUUAGUAAGAUUGAAAUUUGACAGAGUCAUGGCUCUCCUAAAUUGAGUUCAGGUGAGAGAUGCUUCGUGAGUUCAGGUGAGAGAUGUUCACGAGUUCAGGUGAUAUGAGAUUGAGAGAGAGAGGUGGGAGAGGCUUGGGCUGGGAUGAGUGAGAGAUUGCUAUUUCAUCUGCUGGAGAUAGAUUGAGAGAGAGAGGGUGCUGAUUAGUGUAGUCUGUGAUUGAGAGAAUGCUUGCUGCUGCUAUUUUUGCUUACUGAUUGAUUAUACAGUGAUUGAGAUGCUGCUAUUUGUACUUGUUGAUGUUAUUGUUGCCAUCCGAUGCAUAUUGUUGUGAUCCGUAGCUUACGCCUUGCCUGCAGGUGUCGUGCUGGCGACCGGGCUCGGAGCGCUCAUAUCGAAGGUGGCCGAGCACUGGUACGAGCUCUACAAGAUGGACAAGCAGGGGGCCAACCUCUGGUUCAUCUACUGGUGGGAGGACAAGGUCUCAGGGUUCUGAGGCUGCAGCCUGGGCACAGGUACUGCCUCCUCGGCCAGCUCUCCAAGGAGGUCGGAUGGAACUACGCCGACACCAUCAGGAUGUUCGGGAUGGCGGAGAAGGAGAUGGAGUACCGGGUCGAGCUUUUCAACCGUUAUAUACAUCGAGGGAUGCCAUUGUCUGUGAAAGAAGAAAUUGCUUGCACUUGUCAGACGGAUGAGGAGCCUAAAGUAGCUUGACAAUUAUAAGCCUGGUGUUUAGUGUUUUACUGCUUCAGUGAUUUCCUUGCGAACUGCUAUUCCUUCAACUAUGACAAGUGAUUGCCACGAUCUGCACCCGCUCGGACGCACCCCUGGAAGUGUCUUUCUGGGGAGAUAGGUUACCUUGACCUGAGAAUUUACCCUGACCGGAAUUGUGGUUAUUGCAGGCGAAUUUGGGGCUGAGGAAAGAAGACGAGGAGCAACUUCUCUCUGGUCUGGUGGUUGGAACUUCAGGACAAGGUGAAGGUUUUCAAAUGUUGAAGGAGCAGGACAAUAGGAACUUCUGUGAUGUCUUGUCAUCUAUUUUCUUUUCUUUUCUGUAGAAUAGUUUUGUUUGGCACUUACUGGUACCUUGGAUGUAAAGAUAUGUACUGCUAGAACGAAUGCGUGUAAGGAUAUUUUGGGCUCCUAUAACAUUUCAUGUUGCUUUGAAAAUGUAUCGGAACUGGGCUAGGCCCAAGAUAGCUUGUAGUGUGAUGUGUUGUAAUGUCAAUGGCAUAAUAAAAAAAGUUGGACUGGAUCAA
Triticum aestivum (bread wheat) is the source of this 2601-nucleotide messenger RNA. RefSeq names its product 60S ribosomal protein L13a-4. The transcript is spliced from 6 exons. The coding region runs from base 1661 to 2056 and encodes 131 amino acids. NCBI's taxonomy places the organism in Eukaryota, Viridiplantae, Streptophyta, Magnoliopsida, Poales, Poaceae. The record is from RefSeq and is a predicted model, not a curated record.